Molecule: messenger RNA, 381 nt
Organism: Colletotrichum lupini
Lineage: Eukaryota; Fungi; Ascomycota; Sordariomycetes; Glomerellales; Glomerellaceae
Product: CHCH domain-containing protein
Exons: 3
Coding region: 1-381 (126 amino acids)
Biological process (GO): mitochondrial translation
Cellular component (GO): mitochondrial small ribosomal subunit
Molecular function (GO): structural constituent of ribosome
Source: RefSeq, a predicted model, not a curated record
AUGCCGCAAAAACCGAUGCGCCUGCCACCUGUCAAGGUCCUCCGUGUUCGUAACCCCAACGGCAAGGUAGAGCAGCCUUGCAUGCAGGUCAUGACCUCAGUUCUUGCAUGCUGGGCCUCAGCAGGGUACAACACCUCUGGCUGCGCCGCCCUCGAGAACGCCCUGCGCGGCUGCAUGGAUCAGCCCAAGAAGCCCAAGGAGCCUUCGUCCACCGUCAACUACCACCUCGGCCGGGGCGACCAGGGCAACCAUAUGGAGAUGGAGGUCUUCCCCGAAUGGCACAUUCCGGGAAAGACCGCGAGGGCGAUGGCGCUACGUUCACGACAGCUGAACCGACCAUGGCAGCAGCAGAGGCGGAUUCGGCCGAUGACGGUUAUCUGA